AAAUGGUAUAAUAUUAAGUGAUCAAACUUGGACGUAAUUGUUUUAUUUUCUAGAACAUCUGUAGGCCAGUUUGUAUCUGUAUAUACGGCAAAGCGUCCAGGGUAAACAUCACUUCAAAUGUGUCCCUUGAACCACCGAAAACUAAAACAGAAAAUGAAACAUGAGGAAGUACGGUAACUUGAUGCGUCUGAACACCCGCGUCUGUGAAAAUUUUCUCGCUUUUUGAAGUGGGCGUAUAUCGACCCCAACGCCCUCAACAUAACAGUGUUGGUAACAAUUUCGUUCUCAAUGGCGGUGAUGGGUUGGAUACCGAAGAGUCAGGCGUCACAAGACAAGCAUGUGGGGACAAGGUGCUUCCGCAUGUCAAGAUGCAAUCCUUUUCAACGUAGUUAAAAACCCGCUGAAGUAACUUCCCGAGUUGUAACGCAAUCUGCCGGAGGUGAUUUCUUCCAACUUACUGUUAAUUAUGCUGGCGUGGUCUUCAAGGUGUACUAUGCAGUUUAAGCAGUUUAACUGGCAGUAGAUGCACUGAUAAUAUGUCACAAGAAAUAUCGAAUUCUUCAGCAAGUGGUCGAGGUCAUCCAACGGCGGCCGAUGGAGGGAACGUUGGUCUUCAAGCUUCGAGUAAAAAUAGGGAUGGAGUUUUAGAUGAGGUCAAACUGGACGGAGUCAAAUCAACUGCUUUGUUGGAUGAGGACCAGCCCAAGAAACUGAGUGGCAAAGCAUGGGGACGAAUGGGGAAAUUUUUAAGCGGCAAAGGGGAGUACCCAAAGAGCAUUUUCUUCAUCAUCGGGACUGAGUUCUGCGAACGUUUCUCCUACUAUGGAAUGAAAGCCAUCUUGGUACUAUACCUGACCAACAUCUUGCUGCUGGAUGAUGACCUCGCUACAGCUCUGUUCCAUGCCUUUGCCAUGCUGUGCUACUUCACCCCCAUCUUCGGUGCUAUGAUCGCAGACAGCUGGCUGGGCAAGUACAGGACUAUCCUGUAUGUCUCACAGAUAUACAUGGUUGGCAACGUGAUUAUGUGUCUAACAGCUUUGCCACCUCAGACAACAGGAUCUCCCGAGCUCAUCGGCCCAUUAUUUGGCCUUUUCUUCAUUGCCUUGGGCACUGGUGGGAUUAAGCCGUGUGUAUCAGCCUUCGGUGGAGAUCAGUUUUCUGCCGACCAGGAGGAGCACAUUGCCAAGUUCUUCUCAGUCUUCUAUUUCUCCAUCAAUGCGGGUAGCGUCAUUUCCACUUUCCUCACGCCAAUACUACGCCAUGAUGCACAGUGCUUUGGCAACGAUUGCUACGCGCUAGCCUUUGGAGUGCCAGCCCUCCUGAUGUUUGUGGCAGUUUUUAUUUUUUUUAGUGGACGUUACUUUUACAAAGUUUUCCCCCCAAGUGGCAACGUGGUGUGGGAAGUUGUCAAGGCAACGUUUUAUGCCCUGAAGAACAGAUUUCAGCAUCGACAUAGUGGCUUGAGGAAAGACCACUGGAUGGACUGGGCAGAUGACAAAUAUGACUCCAAACUCAUCACUGACAUCAAGGAUCUGUACCACGUCUUGAAGAUGUUCCUGCCCCUGCCCAUCUUCUGGUCCCUGUUUGAUCAGCAAGGGUCCCGGUGGACCCUCCAAGCCGAGCAUAUGGAUGGCACCUUGGGUUCCAUAAGAAUCAAGCCAGAUCAGAUGCAAGCCUUCAACCCCGUGCUAAUCAUUAUCUUAAUACCGGUGACUGAGAUGCUGCUCUACCCUCUGCUGCGCAAGCUCAAGAUUCCCUUCCGUCCCCUGCAGCGCAUGACAGUUGGCAUGAUGCUAGGUGGGGCGGCGUUCGUUGUGGCGGGCUUCAACCAGUUACGGAUCGAUGCAUCUGAGGUGGCCCUACCAGGGCAGUCAGAGGGUAUUCUGAAGGUCAUCAAUGCUAUUCCAUGCGACAUCAGUGUACAGAGUGAAUUCUUCAAAGGAAAUAUACCCUUUGGCAUGGCCUCCAAGCCAGUCACCUUUCCUAAGGGAGACUACGAAGCCAUGUUCAGCACAAACUGUCCCGGCAUAAGUGACAGUCCACCAUUCACGGUCACUGUACGUGGAGAGGAAGGGGACGACAUUAUAGUAUUCAGCCAAAAUGGCAUACUGAGUGCAAUUCAGGCAGAAGCUCACCUUGAGAAACCCCGCAAAGGCCAGGCAUUGGUCAGUGUUGGCAUUUUUAUCAGCCCCUCUGAGCUGCCAGACAAUACCAGCGUCAUUCUCAAAGGAGACGACAAUCAGUACGCGUUUGAUUCAGGGCUGUACAACAUCACUGACUUCAAAGCCAUUGAGCCAGCCAGCUAUGACGUAUACAUUGAUGGAGAUAUCAACGAUCCUUCUACCAAGCCUCUGAAGACAGUUGACAUCAAGACGGGAGCGGUGUACCGAAUGGUUCUACAGCCUUACAAUCAGACUGAAGGCGCGAUCUAUGUGAAUUUGCACAUUGAUGUGGAACCCAACUCAGUCUCCAUGUUCCUGCAAAUCCCACAGUACAUUAUCAUCACCAUUGGGGAGAUCUUUUUCUCCAUCACUGGCCUUGAGUUCUCCUACUCACAGGCACCAGCUAGCCUGAAGUCAUGCGUCCAGGCAGCCUGGCUACUCACAGUGGCCUUUGGUAACCUCAUCGUCAUCAUCGUAGCUGAGGUCAAGUUUGUGGAGAGCCAGGCGAUGGAGUUCUUCCUUUUUGCCGGUCUCAUGGGGGUGAUUGUGAUCAUAUUUGCCAUCAUGGCCUACUUCUAUGUCUACAUCACGCCGUCCGGGCAUGACGAGGACCAACGCGAGGACAUGAGCGGCCUGGUGGGCAAGGAAGACCUGGGUGGUUACCAGGCUGGGGACAGCGGGGAACCAGGGAAAUAAGGAGGGAAUUCCACACAGCCGUCAGGAUACAUUAUUCAUGGGGGCCAGUGAGAGUCUCAUUGAAUCAGGAUAAUUGACACCUAGUAGAACUAGCAAAGCAGUAAUCCACUAACCCCUGUUCAUACUGUGGUGCAGAAAUACGUGCCAAGUAUGGAAUUCAUUUUAGAACUGAAAUUUCUGCAGUCUCUAUAAUUCGCUGUAAUCCAAUUGUUCCUCAGCUUGAGAAAAGCUCCCAAAAUUAUGAGGAACUGGCUUUGAAGAGAAAAACCUUCCACUCCUUGCUUGAAUAUCUCCAUGAUGACAAGCUACUCUCAAGAUACUUACCAUUGACGUCAUCCUUUUUGACAGCUUUACUAAUUAUUUUGUGGUUACGUGUGUCGCAAGUUUCCAAAGGAAACCUACUGGAGACCACUGUCACUUUGUUGCAGAAUUGGUUUCCCAAAAAACACAAAAUAUUUCUUUUUUUAAUGAAGAAAUGGUUUGUUGUAGGCCUUCAGAUAUUGUGACUACUUAAACGUGAAAUGUGAACUCUGCGGAUUGCAUUACAUGAGCCGUGUCGUGUACACACUUUGGUUUCUGCCUUCACAUGGGAUGGAGUGUACAGUACCAAUUUCCAACCAAAUGCGCACCAAACUCAAAGCUCAAACCAACAACUCUUGUGUGCAUGUGUCUGUUUUAAGCAAGAACUGAACUCUUUUAUUUCAGAAGUUGUUUUUUUUUUCUCAUUUUUCAUGAAUUUGCAAAUGGAAUGGGGUUGCAAUUCUGUGUGUGCACUUUUCUUUAUAGUGUAGUCUUUUGUUGUCUUUCAGGGGUGGUCAUAAAGAGUGUAUUUUUUUCACUCUUUGGAAACUGAUUUUUUAAAAAGUAUGAUCACUUAAACAUUGAUUCAGGUGUGCCUUUGCACUCAUUCAUGACAAAAUGCUGCCGUUAUAAACCCGAGGAAACUUCGUCUUUUCUGGCAUGCCAGAGAGAAUACUUGGCUGAUUUGCAACUUAUUUCACCUCUCAAUGAACAUGGACAUGACAUGGGUGGAAAUUACUCAGAUAAUCCCCAUAUCCAAAUGAUGCAUUUAUUCUUCCGUGAAUAAGAUUGACCCGAACAGUCCCAAAUCCUUCAAUUUCAAUACGAUUUUACAUACCCCCUGGGGGUUAGGGUUAAUGUGUUUCAAAGCUUUUUUUGUGUCUCGUGCAUUAAAAGUAUAGAAUCACGAAAUGUGAUUAACAAAGCUUGUUAUCAGUUGAAAAAUAAGAUUUAUAUUUUGACUUAAGGUAUGUAAAGAAACGUGUUUGAAUGUGUUAACAUUCUUCCAAUGCUGAUGUAUAUGUACAUAGACUUAAAAAGUUGAAUGGAGAUGACACUCUGGUAUGUACCAAUGUGGAUUUGGUGGGGUGUUUUGGUGGCUUCUGGACAGUGGCAACUUGGGAUUCCAUUCUGCCAGAUUUGACUGUUCUGCAUGAGAUGAAUGGUAAUGAACAAAUUACAUUUUUGCAACGCCAAAAUUUUCUGUGGUGGUAUUUGUCGACGUGCUUGGUACUGCGCUGGAUUUUAACUGGCCAGUCAGCACUGUCUAGUUUGGCUGUUUAAUUGGUCAAGGAACCUGUGCUCGUCAGUAGAAAGAAAUAUAUAAUGUGUUUGGUUUACUUUUUAAGAUGUUAAUCUCUGUUGUCUUGGCUUGGAAUGAGAGAUAAGUCGUAAAUCACCUUGCUUUGCCAGGGGAUGUUAACAGAAAUUCAGAUUUCAGAUAUAAGAUACUGUACUAUGUUGAAUUGCCACCGUAAAAUGAAAAAAAACACUGGUGUUUAAACAAUUGAAGCUAGGGGAUGGAAUGAUCAAAGGUUGGACCUGUCAUCGGAGUGUCAUGUCAUUAUUUGUGAUGUAGUGCUGGACUGCCGCCAGUGUGAUAGAUGAUGCAUCUGUGUACUAAAUAUUCAGGAAGUAGAUUAGUAACAUUUGUCUAUAAAGAUAUAUUGCAUUGCUAUUGUCAUUGUGCCAUAAUCCUUGCUUUUGCUUGGGAUAAUGUUGGCAACCAACUUGAUCAGGAUAGGAUUUGUUCUGUGCAGUAUUCAGUGUUAAGAGGGGACUUGUAGAGAACAAAUAUUACAGAUGUUGUGCAUAUUUAAGUCUAAUAUUGUUGUUGGGAGUAUCAAGGCUCAAGACAUUUUUCCCAAUAUUGAAUUUAAAAACAUGCCACUUAUCUAUCAAUGUUGCCUUCAAAUAAGAAGUGCACUCCUAACUUGAGAGUUAUUAAUGCCAAUGGAUAAUCAAUCUCAUGUGUUACAAUUUGAAACAAAGCAGAUUCAGAUGUUAUUUCAAUCACACUAGAACUGUUUUGUUUAAUUUGGUAUGCGGUACACUGAUUUUAAGUGUAGAGUUUACGUAAGUUUUGGUUGGAGAUCUUAGUGCAUUCAUUGUGGUACAAGUUGACCUUACAUUUCAAAGAACCAACUCAAACUGUUUAUGGGGUCAUUUAGGGUCUUCUUGCUCUCCGAUGGGGUUUUCCAAGUAUUUGGGCAUAUCACUCAGCAUUUUUCAAGAUACAUGGUUUUCCUCCAAAUUUAAACUUUUUUCAAUUACUUGUACGUGUUCUGCAUCCUUAUGCACACAGAACUAAUGCCUGAUCAAAUUCCAAUCAAAUUCUGUGCGACAUGACUGCACAAGUCCCACACUCUAUUAACCGAUGAUUUUUGUUCUUCAGUAAUCUAUAUUUGCAAGUGCUGAAUCUCUGUAUAAUUUGUUAAAGACAAUGACAUCGAAUUGCAUUUUAUUUUUUUGAAAUGAAGUCUCGUUACAAAUUUUUAUUAUUGGUACUGUGCUUGUUAAAAGUAGCCUUGAAGCAAAUGUUGUACAUUAGUACUACUAAUAUCUGUGUUGAAAUUGCGGCUGAGGUACCACGUCGCACAUUUACCAGAACGUUUAGGAUAAAAUGGAGACUUUUCCUGCAAAAGUUAAGGCCAUCUUUAUAGCAGUUCUUUAAAAACAAAUACCUUGAGAAUUACAUUCCAAGAGUUGUUCCACACUUUGAGCAAAUGCGAACACAAAUUUAAGAUUUAAGAGGUCACAACAGGUAUUCCAAUUUUUGAGCAGCUAAAUUCAACUUUAAUUGAAGUAAUUCCAGCAUUAAUCCAGCAUUACUUCUGCUGCUUAUAAAACUUUGUAUGUCGCUUCUAGUUUUAGCAAUUGGCGAAGAUAUAUACAAUUAUCUCCCACAGAGACUGAAAACCAUCGCCGCGCCAAGAUGAAAUAAAGACCCUUGUCAGUUGCUAGUAA
Messenger RNA from Acanthaster planci (crown-of-thorns starfish), 6125 nucleotides. RefSeq names its product solute carrier family 15 member 1-like. The record is from RefSeq and is a predicted model, not a curated record. Gene Ontology annotation, biological process: oligopeptide transport; transmembrane transport. Gene Ontology annotation, cellular component: membrane. Gene Ontology annotation, molecular function: transmembrane transporter activity. NCBI's taxonomy places the organism in Eukaryota, Metazoa, Echinodermata, Asteroidea, Valvatida, Acanthasteridae.